AAUCGCCUUAGCGCUGCUCUCGGUGUCAGCCAAUAGUCGCGCGGUGAAGUGGGGUGGGGGCGGAGCCUGCCCUCAACGCGGAAGUGGCGGCGGCCAUGGCGGCGGCGGAGGAGCCGUCGGCCCCGCUCACCGGCGUGGGCUGGGCCGCGACGCCCGAGGCGGCCCCCGCAGGGUGGAGCGUGCUCACCACCAGCGUGGAGGGCGCCGCGGCCAACCUGGGCAGGGGCUUCGGCCACAAGGGCGGCGGGUACCUGUGCGUGAGCACCGGAGGGCAGGCAACAGCCGGCCCCGUGGUGACCGACGUGCAGGUGCUGAGCGAGCGGAGCCCGCAGCCCAGCGGUUACACCCGCGUUCCCGAGUUCCCGGAGCCUCGUGCCGGGGUGUCCCGCAAGAAGCGGGUGUACGUGAGGCUGCAGCCGCUCAGCGCCGCCGACACAGCUGUGUUUGACAUCAAGCUGAGCAGCAAGAGCAAAGCCAUCCCACACUACAUGAAGAUCGGAGAACUGGGUGGCUUUGCUGUCUGGUGUAAAAAAGGGCCGGUGCCGAAAUCCAACCUCGCCCCGGUCCCCAGCCCCAGGACCGUCAGCCUGGGGCUGAAGCAGCUCUCGCUGCAGCCGGCUGCGGACUCGGAGCAGAAGUCACCAGAGAGACCCUUGGCUCGGUGUGGCACCAAACGAGCUUCCUUCACACUACACAACUCGGUGGAUGACGCCUCCAGCAUCUACAACCUCUCAGCUAUGGACGGGGUACCUUUCACACUACAUCCCAAAUUUGAAAGCACCCUCAGCUUUGGCAGUAACGCUGUUCUUGCAGAGCUGAAUGUUAAGUCACUUGCUGACAUUGAGAAAGAGUACAAUUAUGCUUUUGUAGUCGAAAGGACAGCUGCUGCCAGACUCCCACCCAGCAUUUGCUAGCACCGGGGUCUACCAGUCCCGUGAGGACGUCAAGUGCCUACAACCAUCCAAGCUGGUCUCAGCUCCUCUCUCUUUUUCUCUCAGAUUAAAGUUCAGGGUACCUGCAGAAACCUAAUCGAUCUCCAAUUACAGCAAUUGCUGAGGAAGAAAAAUAAAUGCGUUUCUCUUCUCAACUGCCAAAA
Messenger RNA from Oxyura jamaicensis (ruddy duck), 1096 nucleotides. RefSeq names its product multivesicular body subunit 12A (gene MVB12A). Lineage: Eukaryota; Metazoa; Chordata; Aves; Anseriformes; Anatidae. Gene Ontology annotation, cellular component: ESCRT I complex; cytosol. Bases 96 to 914 code for a protein of 272 amino acids. The transcript has 9 exons. Gene Ontology annotation, biological process: virus maturation; viral budding; receptor catabolic process. The record is from RefSeq and is a predicted model, not a curated record.